CGGCGCUUCCUGGGCGGCGGGCCGCGCCCGGGCCCUCCCUCCUGCCGCAGUCAAUGAGGAGGCAGCGGCCGCGGCCGGGCGCCGCACUCGCCGGGGGCAGCGCGGCAUGGCGGGGCGCUGAGGGAGCGCGGCAGCGAGGGGCGGCGGCGUGCACCGGCACCCGGCCCCACCGCGGCAUGGGCAGCCGCGGGGUCGUGCGAUGAGCGCUCCCCCGGCGGCUCCCCCCCGCGCGAAUAUGGGCACAGCCGUGUCCAAAAGGAAGACGCUGAGGAACGAGGCCAUGUCGUCGGUGGCGGCCAAAGUGAGAGCGGCAAGGGCUUUUGGAGAAUAUCUUUCACAAAACCAUCCUGAAGGUAGAAACGGCUCAGAUCACCUGUUGGCAGAUUCCUACAUCGGACAGGAGGACUCCCCUGAGAUGCAGCAGGCAGCACAGAACAAGCGCAGGCUCUCUGUCAUCUCAGACGGCAAGUUUGAGAGGAGCUUCUCCGAGGAGCAGGCAGAGAAAAUGCCAAGCGAGGGACCGAAGCCACGAGUCUACACGAUCUCCGGCGAGAGGCCGAUGCUGUCGGACCAUGAGAAUGAAAGUAUGGAACUGGUGGUGAUGAAGGGGGCUGCCCAAGAGGAAUGCCACCAUGGCCACCAAGUGCACAGCGCUGGCAGCUCUCACGGCAUUAGCAGGCAUUGUAAGGGCUGGCCAGGCAGCCGGCAGGGCUCCAAGGAGUGCCCAAACUGCACCCGGCUGGCUGCCCCUUCCCAGCAUUCCUUUGACCUGGAGCAGCAGCAAUCUGGCGAGACUGGGUGGCACAGAAAAAGGCUGGAGAGGAUGUAUAGUGUCGAUCGAGUGUCUGAUGAUGUCCCCAUACGAACCUGGUUCCCAAAAGAGAACCUCUUCAGUUUUCAAACUGCUACUACAACUAUGCAAGCCAUCUCGGCGUUCAGGGGCUACGCAGAGAGGAAGAGACGGAAACGAGAGAAUGAUUCUGCAGCUGUUAUACAGAGGAAUUUUCGGAAGCACCUCCGCAUGGUGGGGAGCCGAAGGGUUAAAGCACAAACAUUUGCCGAACGGCGUGAGAGGAGCUUCAGCAGGUCCUGGAGUGACCCGACUCCCAUCAAAGCUGAUUCCUUCCAUGACUCUCGAGAAAGCCAUGACCUUCAGGAUUCCUGCGGCACUUUGGAUGGUGACUUUGACUUGAACUGGGAAGCAGAAAAGGAACUUGAAGCCAUGGCGUGUGAUGGAGAAGACUUUAUUCCACCAAAAAUAAUGCUCAUUUCUUCCAAGGUGCCCAAAGCAGAGUAUGUCCCAACAAUUAUCCGCAGGGACGAUCCCUCUAUCAUCCCCAUUCUCUAUGACCAUGAACAUGCCACCUUUGAUGACAUCCUAGAGGAAAUAGAGAAGAAGCUUAACAUUUAUCGGAAAGGUUGCAAAAUCUGGAAGAUGCUGAUAUUCUGCCAGGGAGGUCCUGGUCACUUAUACUUGUUAAAGAACAAAGUUGCCACUUUUGCCAAAGUGGAGAAGGAGGAAGAUAUGAUCCUCUUCUGGAAGAGGUUGAGCCGGCUGAUGAGUAAAGUCAAUCCUGAACCAAAUAUCAUUCACAUCAUGGGCUGCUACGUUCUUGGAAACCCCAAUGGGGAGAAGCUAUUUCAGAAUCUGAAAAACUUAAUGAAUCCUUAUAGGGUUGCCUUUGAGUCCCCACUUGAACUAUCAGCUCAAGGUAAGCAAAUGAUUGAGACUUACUUUGACUUCCGCCUUUACCGCCUCUGGAAGACCCGCCAGCACUCCAAACUAUUGGAUUACGAUGACAUUUUAUGAGCUGGAGAAGACUUUGCAAGAGGAAGUUGAUCACCGGUGUCCAAGAAGUCGUGCUUAUUGCAGAGAGACUUUUUUUAUUGGCACAGGGAGCCCUUCAAAGCCCUACAGGAGGCAGCAGUGCUAAAGGGAGGGAAGAAGGAGCCCUCGGAAGUGUGUCGGGGGGGUGAAAGUCUCCUGAGUCAAGAGAGACUGGAGGGAAAGGGUUUGACACCUCACUCGCCUCAGGUCAGAGCCGUGGUGUCUCAGGAGGAGCUGUGUGAAACGAGGACAGGAUGAAGUUCCUUGCAGAACUGAGCUGUUUUGGGUCAGAAUGGGCCAGAUUUAAUUCCAGGUCCUUUUAAAAGACUUUUGAAGCUCAGGUUUUCUUACAAAAAAAAAAAAAAAAAAAAUCAGUUUACCCGUGCACUACAGUGAAGAAGUGAGCAGAGCACAGGGGAAGGAGGGGUUUGUACUGAUGGGACCUUCUGUGCUGGAGAUCUUGGAGAGCAAGGACUGCUACACCUACUCCUGCAAGCUUAGAUCAAGACGAUCCAGUUUCAAUGUGAAUAUAUACUGGAAUAUAGAAUUGAAAUCUAACUCUUGUUUUGUUUUGUUUAAUAGAAAAUAAGUGCAAUUUUUAUAGCAAGAGGGGUAAAAUCCCUCCCAAUAUUUAAUUAGUUAAAAAUAACACACCAGUAACCAAUAGAUGAGGUAUUUUUGGUCUGCUUGAAAAUAUAUUCAGAAUGGUAAUAUAUCUUCUGUAGACAUAUUUAAUCACCAGCAAACAUGGGUUUAACAUAA
This is a messenger RNA of Falco peregrinus (peregrine falcon), 2590 nucleotides long. It is a transcript of the gene NSMF, whose product is annotated as NMDA receptor synaptonuclear signaling and neuronal migration factor. The record is from RefSeq and is a predicted model, not a curated record. Lineage: Eukaryota; Metazoa; Chordata; Aves; Falconiformes; Falconidae. Gene Ontology annotation, cellular component: cytoplasm; nucleus. The transcript is spliced from 16 exons. Bases 200 to 1810 code for a protein of 536 amino acids. Gene Ontology annotation, biological process: regulation of neuronal synaptic plasticity; positive regulation of neuron migration.